Messenger RNA from Ambispora leptoticha, 1509 nucleotides. The record is from the annotation of a GenBank genome assembly. NCBI's taxonomy places the organism in Eukaryota, Fungi, Glomeromycota, Glomeromycetes, Archaeosporales, Ambisporaceae.
AUGACUGAUAAGAACAUGCAGAACAAUAAACAAGAAGGAUCAAAAAUUUUAGAUUCAAAUGAUAAUCUACCUUUUUCUCAAGUUUCUUCCGAUAACGAUAAUCAACAAACCCAAACUUCAAUAAUAGCACAUCCACCUAAAAUAUACACUCCAUCAGACACAAAUGAAUUAGCAAAUACCAAUUCAAAAAAGAAAUCUUGGUUUAACAUCUCAUCUAACGAAAAGCAACCUAUCAAAACUACAAAUUCUAAAAUUUCAACAAUUAUCGUUAUCGAAGAUCCUGACUUGACGAAAGAGUGCAAAGCACAUGGAGAGACCACUACGAAACAAGACAAUGAAAACCUUUCGAUCUCAGAAGAAUCGAUAAUAGAGAAUGAUCCUAGAAAUUGGAGUGCUGGCAGAAAGCGACUUAUUUUAUUUUUAAUCGCGUUCGCUGGAUUGAUUUCGCCAAUUGUGUGCACGAUUUAUUUUCCCGCUAUUAACGAUGUCCGAAAAAACUUAAAUACGAGCGAAGUGUUGGCUAACUCUUCACGUAGCAUCUGGUUCUUACUCGUAAUGCGGGCUUUUCAAGCGAGUGGCGCGUCGGCUGCAAUGAGUAUUGGCGCGGGAGUAAUUACCGAUGUUUUUAGGAUCGAAGAACGCGGAACUGCAUAUGGGAUAUUCUUUGUUGGACCUUUAAUUGGACCGUUGAUUGGACCUGUUAUUGGAGGAUAUCUUGACGAAUAUCUUGGUUGGCGAUGGAUAUUUUGGAUGUUGGCAAUAAUAGGAUUCGUCAUACUACUCAUAAUUUUCUUUUGCCUACCUGAGACAUUCCGUCAACAAUCAACCAUUCCAAAAAAAAGAUUCAAUCCCUUUACGCCUUUACUCUUACUUCGUUACCCAUUCGUCUCUAUAAUAGUCGCGUAUGUGAGCGCGGUCUGCGUGCCAAUAUUUAUACUACAAACGCUUGUCUCAACUUCAAUCGCUAUGCAGUAUAAUCUUUCGUCUGCCAAUAUUGGAUUAGUGCUGAUCGCUAACGGAAUCGGACUUAUAAUUGGAUCGGUGCUUGGUGGUAAGUACUCGGAUUGUGUACUGAGGCGCGCGAAAAAGAAGUAUUGCGAGGAAUAUCCAGAGAUGAGAAUUCAGAGCCUUUGGCUGGGUGCUGUUAUGUUUCUGGCAGGUAUGUUGGCGUUUGGAUGGUUAGUGCAAGCUAACUUGGCAUUGGUUUGGGUUCUAGUGGCGAUGUUUAUAGGCGCGAUUGGCAUGAUGCUCGUGUUUUCCGCAACAGCCACAUAUUUAGUCGACGCAUUACCCACUCAAAGUGCUUCCGCUAUCGCUGUUUAUCAUUGUAUGCGGUUAAUCAUCUCAGCAAUUACUUCCGUUAUUGCGCAGCCGCUCGACUCAGCAAUUGGCACCGGUUGGACAUUCACUAUCCCAUCGAUUAUUUGUAUUUUCUGUACUGCCCUUGUUGCACUGAUUCCUCAUUAUGGGCGACAGUGGCGCAAAAAUAUGCUAACGGUCGAAACUUAA